This is a messenger RNA of Chinchilla lanigera (long-tailed chinchilla), 1182 nucleotides long. RefSeq names its product nudix (nucleoside diphosphate linked moiety X)-type motif 6 (gene Nudt6). The transcript is spliced from 5 exons. Lineage: Eukaryota; Metazoa; Chordata; Mammalia; Rodentia; Chinchillidae. Gene Ontology annotation, molecular function: ADP-ribose diphosphatase activity; NAD binding; NADH pyrophosphatase activity. Bases 538 to 981 code for a protein of 147 amino acids. The record is from RefSeq and is a predicted model, not a curated record.
GUAAGAGGUGGCCCUUGGGGGUUCUGUCCGCUUUCUGAAGUGCGACGUGAACGUUCUGCGACACCGCUCUCCGCGUGCGCCAGGCCGGGUGACAGGCCUCGGGGUUGCCCAGGGCUCCGGGGUGACGCGCGCAGAGUGCUUCGCCCUUCGAGGCGGUCGUUCGCUUCCGGUGCGCAGCCUGCUCCCGCCGGGCGGAUCCCUCCUCCAAGGCAGGUGUGGCGGAGCAGCGCGGCGGGGCGCAGGCCGGGCCAGGAGUUCCCCGCAAGAACUGCGAUACAGCAAUGGCGAUCAGAAGGUAGAGUAGCUGUAUGGCUGCACAUUCCCAUCCUCCAAAGCCGAUUUAUUGCUCCUGCUGCUUCUCUUGGCUUCUGCUUUCACCACGCAGAAUCGGAUUCAUCAACUCUGACUCUGUGGCUGGGAGAAGGGCCCAGCAGAUUACCAGGAUAUGCCACCCAUCAAGUAGGAGUUGCAGGAGCUGUGUUUGAUGAAAGUACUAGAAAAAUAUUGGUUGUACAAGAUCGAAAUAAAUUGAAAAAUAUGUGGAAGUUUCCAGGAGGUCUAUCAGAGCCUGGAGAAGACAUUGGAGACACAGCAGUUCGAGAAGUUUUUGAAGAGACAGGUAUAAAAUCAGAAUUCAAAUCCCUCCUGAGUAUUCGACAGCAGCACACCAAUCCAGGAGCUUUUGGGAAAUCAGAUAUGUAUAUCAUCUGCCGCCUGAAGCCACGUUCAUUCACGAUAAAUUUUUGCCAGCAUGAGUGCUUAAGAUGUGAGUGGAUGGAGCUCAUUGACCUGGCCAGGACUGAAAAUACAACUCCCAUCACCAGCAGAGUGGCUCGGCUGCUGCUGUAUGGAUACAGAGAGGGGUUUGACAAGAUUGACCUCUCCAUGGAAGAACUUCCAGCAGUUUACACAGGCUUGUUCUACAAACUCUAUCAUAAGGAACUGCCAGAGAAUUACAAAGUUAUGACAGGAAUAGAUUAAAUUCACAUUUACAUGUUUUUUAAACAAUUCAAAGUUAACUGUACAUGUAGAUUAACAUAUAUUGUAAAACAUGAACAUUUGGGAGUGAUUAAAUAUCUGAUGCUGAUUUUCUAAUCAUGAUUUUCCAUGAUGAAAAAUUAUUUGUAAAUAUUUCCACUUUGAAAUCAUCUUUCCAAAUAAAGCAAAUAUGUGAAAAAGACA